CAAUUUGAUAACAGUCUAACCUUCACAGAUAUUUUCUGUUGGAAGAUACAAUAGAUAGGUAUAUAAUACAAAUCAUAAAUCAUUUUAAUAUGUUUACAUUUUAUUGAUGAAUUGUGGAAUUUGAAGAACCUAUUGAAUAUUAAAAAAAUACCAUCUCGUCCUAUUUGCUUAUCUCAAUUUUUUUCUCCAAAAAAAUUUAAAAACAGAUAUAAGAGCUUUUUUUUGUUAUAUACUUUCUAACGCUGUUUUGUGUAAAAUCAAGCAAUGGCACAUCUAAAAUUAUUUAUUCAUUGUGUACUUAUAUUUUUUGUCCAUGAAGGGCUAACUUCUCCUGUGGCUGAAUCGACUGAUGAUGACUUAAUCGUAACAUUGUCUACAGGGAGCAAAGUCCGCGGACAUGUCCUUCAGAGUUUUGAAGGGAAUGAUUUCCAAGCAUUUGAAAAUAUUCCAUAUGCAGAACCUCCUACUGGAAAGAACAGAUUUCAGCCCGCUAUUCCAAAAACACCAUGGGAAGGAGUAUUUAAUGCAACUUUUGCAUAUAAAUUCUGUCCACAGUUUGGUGUAGUUGCAGCUGUAGAGGAUUGUCUUGUUUUAAAUGUAUAUAAACCAGUGAAUGCUAAUGAUCAACAGCUAUUGCCUGUAUUUUUCUGGAUUCACGGAGGGAGUUUCAUAAAUGGAGCUGGUAGUCUCUAUGAUCCUAAAUUAUUGAUUGAUUAUGAUAUUGUAAUUGUUACGAUUAACUACAGGCUGGGAGCAUUAGGAUUUUUAACAACCCUUGAUGAUAAUAUUCCUGGAAACUUGGGUCUUAAGGAUCAACUUCUUGCUCUUCAGUGGGUACACGAUAACAUUAAUGCCUUUGGAGGCGAUCCCAAGCAAGUUACAGUAGGUGGUGAAAGUGCUGGAAGCAUGUCUGCUGGAUUUCAUUUGCUUAGCAGAUUAGCACAUGGUUUAUAUAGCGGAAUCAUCCAACAAAGUGGCUCACCGUUGAGUUCGGCUUUCUAUCCAAACAAAAAUCGUGAGCAGGCUUUUGAAUUUGGAAGAAAAUUAAAUAGUUCCUUUGCUUCUAGUAAAUCUAGUGAUUUAUUGAAACUGUUACAAGAAGCACCAUUGUCAGAUAUAGUGACUCAGCAGGCAUUGUCACCCACUGCAUGUAUUCCAACUAUGGAAGAAGAAUUUAACGACAAAGCUUUUGUUAGUGGACCAAUGCAUAGAGCCAUUCUCAAUGGUGAAUUCAACUUUGUUCCUGUCUUAAUAGGCAUCAAUUCCGAGGAAUUCCUGUUGUUUGUGGAUGCAGACAGUGACGAUUUUAAAGAAAAAUGCAAAUAUUUUGAUGACAAUCCAGAACAAAUGGUCUCUGCAUCUUUCAAUGUAGCUGAAGAAAUUAGAGAAUAUGUUGGUAAAGCAUUAAAGACACUCUAUACCAACUCAUCGUUUGUGGAAGACCCUCUUGGAUAUAUAAAAUACAACAGCGAUGAAGUUUUUGGACGAUCGACAGCACGUCAAGCAGAAGCUGCAUCUCGAUUUGUUCCUGUGUACAUGUAUCAAUUUUCUUGGUAUGACAAAAGUAGUCCCCUUCCAGGUGUUAAGCAUGCAGCCGAUUUAUAUUACAUGUGGAAUGUAUCAUUCGGCACCACUACCCACAACGAUGCUCUUCGGAAACCUAUACUUAAAUGGUGGACAAAUUUCAUCAAGUAUCAAAAUCCUACUCCAGUAAAAGAUGAAGAUCUACAAAAUGUCAUUUGGCCAGAAGUUAAACCUGGGUCUGUGAAGUAUUUGGACAUCGAUUCCACAUUUGAGGUUAAAGAAAAUCCUCGACAAUAUUAUCAAAUUGAAUCAAUUCUCGAUCCUGUCAUAAAUGAACCUCUUAUCACAUAUUAAAAAGAAUAAUAUAUGUAAUUUAAUGAAUACAAUAAAUGUAAUUAAUAAUAAGUAAUUUAACGGAAAGAAAAAUAAACAUAAACAAGCAAA
Diabrotica virgifera virgifera (western corn rootworm) is the source of this 1968-nucleotide messenger RNA. RefSeq names its product para-nitrobenzyl esterase. The record is from RefSeq and is a predicted model, not a curated record. Lineage: Eukaryota; Metazoa; Arthropoda; Insecta; Coleoptera; Chrysomelidae. The transcript is spliced from 12 exons. The coding region runs from base 265 to 1878 and encodes 537 amino acids.